Messenger RNA from Peronospora matthiolae, 369 nucleotides. Lineage: Eukaryota; Oomycota; Peronosporomycetes; Peronosporales; Peronosporaceae. The record is from the annotation of a GenBank genome assembly.
AUGACGGUAGGACGUACCAAGAUCAAGGUGACCCUCGCGGGAUCGCUGGUAUACUAUUUCAAUGUAUGGGUAGGCGAUCUGGCAGGGCAAGAAGCGAUUCUGGGUAUGGAUUUUAUGGUGCCUGCUGGAGUGCGGCUCGAUCUAGCGGAUGGCGCGCUAUGUCUACCAGAAGAAAUCCGCAUUCAUCUCGCAGGACGUCGCCCCGCGUACGGAUCGAAGAUACAACAUAUAACGGCGAAGGACCAACACGUGGUGAUCCCGGUCGGAGAGUCAAGGGAAGUGAAGAUCGGAAUCGGAGGGGCUAAGAUGAAGUUGUGGGUCGCUAGAGGACUAGAUUGGGUCCCCACUGUGAUCUCGGGGUGGGGGUAA